AUGAAGCCAGAAGAACAUGUUUUGACUGUUGUGAUCGAGUCAGCAGAGCCUGUUAUUGAUGAACUAGCUAAGAUCACUAUUCCAUCAAAAUUUGGUGUAUUUCGAAGGCUCAACAAGCAGUCUGUUGGUUCACGAAAAUCUCCAACUUCAUCUGUGACGAAGACAAGGACACGACAGUUGGUUAUUCAAGAAGAAUCUACUGAAGAAGACGAAGUCAUUCUUGAAACUCCCAAAGAAAUUCUUAUCACAAAACCUUCAUCUCCUGAGAGGACUACAGUCAUACCACAUGAAGUUUCGUAUGCCAAGUUAUUUCAUGAGGAGGCAUGA
Lactuca saligna is the source of this 327-nucleotide messenger RNA. The record is from the annotation of a GenBank genome assembly. NCBI's taxonomy places the organism in Eukaryota, Viridiplantae, Streptophyta, Magnoliopsida, Asterales, Asteraceae.